AUGAAGAUGUCGCGCCUUUUAUUCGAUGGGCACCAAAAAGACCCUGCACCCGCCCUAUCGUCGCCGCCUCUCGAGUGUCUUAAAGGAGAUGUCGAAAGUCACAGUAUAGCGAGCAGUGCAGCUUUAGAACCAAAACCCUCAGAGCUUGAAGGCGGAGAGAAGAGAGGCUUCUUUUCACAGCCCUGGACACCGCGCCGAAUCGCAAUUUUUAGCGUCCUUGGAUUCUUGGGGUUGGUUCUCAUUGCACUCGUCAUCGCCCUUCCAAUCGUUCUCACAAGGCAGAACCAUGACUACCCGGGGAUCUGGAAAGCAACAAAAUCAGACCCCAAUGACCCUAGUUAUGCUGUCGAGGACAACAGCCCUGUUUGGGCAAUUCACGACUUCCCAGACCCGGGCCUUAUUCAGCACAAUGGGACAUGGUAUGCAUUUGGGACAAAUCCGAAAAAAAACGACCCAAGUACGAUACAUGUGCCUGUCGCCACAUCAACCAACUUUGUCAAUUGGACUCUGCACGAGGGAUAUGAUGCGAUGCCGAACGUCGGCCAGUGGCAGAAGAAAGUCAACACUUGGGCACCAGACGUGAUCCAACGGGAUGAUGGGAAAUUCGUCCUUUAUUAUGCAGGGGAGUCGAAGGAACACGCCCCACACCACUGUGUUGGGGCUGCAGUCUCGAAUGGAACCGAUCCAAUGGGACCAUACACUCCUCUCAAUGAAUCACUGGCUUGCCCGCACAAGUACGGCGGUGCCAUCGACCCGUCUCCCUUCCGAGAUGCUGAUGGCAAGCUCUAUGUGGUCUAUAAGGGCGACGGAAACAGCGUUGGAUCUGGUGGCUACUGCGGUAAUAGCAAGACGCCCCGGAAGCCUGUCCCUAUCUUCCUACAAGAGAUGAAGAGCGACGGAAUUACCAAGAUUGGCGACCCAGUGAUCAUCCUCGACAUCAACAAGACGGAUGGUCCUCUUGUCGAAGCGCCGAAUAUUAUUCGCACCGAUAAUGGCACCUACUACCUGUUUUUCUCCUCGCACUGCUUUACAUCGCUGGGUUACGACGUGAAAUAUGCCCAUUCAACGUCGAUCAAGGGACCCUACACGAGAGCAGAGCGACCGCUGCUUCAGACAUACGAUUUUGGCCUCCGAGCACCUGGUGGUGCAACUAUCUCUCCUUCUGGGGAUAGGAUGGUCUUUCAUGCAGAUUGUGGUGGCUGGCGGUGCAUGUACGCUGCAGCCAUUGAUAUUCGGUCCCACAACAACACCAUUAUUAUGUCUUCGCUGACAAUAGAGAGCUCGGGCUCAAAAAACUCUACUGGAUCCUGA
Messenger RNA from Penicillium odoratum, 1311 nucleotides. Its product is annotated as glycoside hydrolase family 43 protein. Gene Ontology annotation, molecular function: hydrolase activity, hydrolyzing O-glycosyl compounds. NCBI's taxonomy places the organism in Eukaryota, Fungi, Ascomycota, Eurotiomycetes, Eurotiales, Aspergillaceae. Gene Ontology annotation, biological process: carbohydrate metabolic process. Bases 1 to 1311 code for a protein of 436 amino acids. The transcript has 2 exons. The record is from RefSeq and is a predicted model, not a curated record.